Molecule: messenger RNA, 1123 nt
Organism: Aegilops tauschii subsp. strangulata
Lineage: Eukaryota; Viridiplantae; Streptophyta; Magnoliopsida; Poales; Poaceae
Source: RefSeq, a predicted model, not a curated record
UCCGAGAGCGCGCGCGGCACCGUCGUCAACCUCCAGCGCUCGCAGGAAAUGGCGGACGAUGAGUUAACUGAUAUGAUGUAUGACAUGGAGUUUGGAGAACUGAUGAAAGACUGGAUAGAAGAUUGGUCAGAUGAUGAAAAUUCAGAUCGUGGAGAUAGGUCAGAGAAUGGGAACGUAUUGGAAGAUCUUAAUAUGGAUGAACAUGAUGAUGGUCAGGAAAACAAUGAGCAUGAUGAUGGUGAGGAAAACAACUCGGAGAUCUCGAAUGAAGAUUACAUUAGUCAGCUCAUUUCCGAAUGUCAUAAUGCGUACGACUAUUACGGUGAAUCCGACGCGGAGACAGGCCUUGAUGUCGAAUCAUUAGCUGCAUCUGAUUUUGGGGAGUCGCAAUCGUCGGUCAUCAUGAGUGAGGUAUGUAUGUAAUCAAUGUUGUAUGGAAGUAAUGUUAUACCAUAGAAAACUGUUUUCAUGGCUAUGUUAUGAUUGUGUAGGUGACAGAAGUUGAGGGUAAAAAGAAUGUCCAAGAUACUGCUAGUGCAGAUGAUAAGAGGGAUAUGUUCAUGCAGAUAAUACAAAUGACUUUUACGUCUCACGAGGCUGCGUAUGAUUUCUACAACAGCUAUGCUAGAGAUAAUGGUUUCAGCAUUAGAAAGAAUAGGGUCAGGUAUAGCAAAACCGAGUCACGUCAUAUGCGUUAUAGGCGGUUUGUUUGUUCCAGACAAGGAAAACGUGACAGCAGGUUGCUAACCGAGGAAGGACACAGCCGUAGGCUCAGACCCGAGACACGCUGCCACUGCGAAGCGCACCUGACCGUGAAGCUUGACCAAAAGCGUGGGGUUUGGUAUGUUGAUAGUUUUGAGGAUAAGCAUAGCCAUAUCUUGGCAGGACCGGACGAGGUGCCUUUUCUUUGGUCCCACAGAAAAAUCAAAGAGUACCAGAAGCAUGAGAUAAUGUCCAUGGGAGCUGCAGGGAUUAGAAUUCACGACAUGAUGGAUUGCUUCAUCAGCAAACAUGUAUGGUACGGCGGUGUUGGUUUUACCAGGCGUGAAAUAUACAACCUUUGCGCCAGGGAGAAGAGGAAGCUGCUUUCAAAAGGUGAUGCUGCCACAGUCAUAGGCAUCAU